AUGUACAAUGGAUAUGACUAUCAAGGGCGAAAUCUUCGCGUACAUUUCGAUAAAUUCACGCUACCAAAUAUACCACCACAUCCUCAUCACCCAGGAUCGCAUCCACCGCCACAUCUCGCAGUUCAUCCUCAUUCACACCCUCACCAUCCUCCCCACCCGCAUCAUCGACCACCGCCACCUCAUCACGCACUGAUCCCACAUAGUUUUCAUAUGGGUUUACCUCAUCCAAUUCAUCAUUUUAUAGCCCCAACACACCUUGGACCAUUUUCUCCACCUCUAACAACGCCUCCGCCACUCACAAGUCCGCCACCUUAUCCCACGAACGGUUACAAUCCCUUAGCACAUCAUUUAGCGGGAACUACCACACUAAAUUCUUCGACGAAUGGAAAUUCCACAUUUCAACCAGAUCAAUUAUUAUCUGCACAAUCUCAGUCUGGACAAUUUUCCGGGUUUGGUCCUAUCGGAAAGAACCAUUUUGUUCCAAUGCUUGGUGCUAAUGCUUCAUCGUUAUCUGGAUUUGGCUCGGUUGGUGCUACAUUUCCGACUAAUAAUUCUACCGGUGCUAAUGGUAAUGGCAUAGUGACUACAACUACUAUUGGGAGUAAUGGAAUCGACUCAAACUUCAAUUCGCCAUCGACCAAUUCUACUAACGACAAUAAUGGAAUUCAAAUUGUUGCUGCUGUUGCCACUCAUCAUUUACACCACCCACAUCAACAGCCUAGUCACACACAUCAUUCGCAUCAUCAUCCUGGUGCAAUCGGAAGUGGUAUUAUAGGUGGAAUAAAUAAUGGCGUUAAUCAUCUUCAUCAACAACAGCAACUUCAUAAUACCAAUACACUUUCGCAUGCGACUGGAACAAACGGAACAUCGUCAUCAUCUGUCGCGGCUGUGACUGUAACGAAUGGAUUGAACGGUGUGACGCAUAAUACUUCAUCCACGCCCAACGGAGUAAUUGAUUCAGAUACAACUGGGGCCGGAUUAUGGAAUAAUAGCGCGGCAAACAUGCUUACAACUGCCACUACCACAACUAAUGGAUCAAUUGGAACUUCAGGAGUGAUGGGUAUCGAAAUGGCAUCAUUGGCAGCAAUGGGACCUGUAAUGCCAACCGCAACAUCACAAUCAGUUUACGUUCGGAAUAUUUGA
Messenger RNA from Ambispora leptoticha, 1143 nucleotides. Lineage: Eukaryota; Fungi; Glomeromycota; Glomeromycetes; Archaeosporales; Ambisporaceae. The record is from the annotation of a GenBank genome assembly.